AUGGUGUGGUACCUUGUGCCAGACUCGAAAGUGCGCUGCGCCGACGCCGUCAAGAUCGAGGCCCAUGCCAAGCUCGGGUCUGCGCCGUGGACCUUGGAAAGCGCUGCCCUCCACGAGAAGCGCAAGCGGAACCUGGACGGCCGCAUCGAGGCUCUGAAGAAGACCAAGCCGACGCCGCCGGUCAUCGACCUCUUUGCGCCCGACGAGACCGCACCGCCGCUAGUCACCAGCAUCAAGAACCACCCUCACCACCCUGCCCUCCAGGAGAGCCAAGACGACAACGACGCCUCCGAGGCGCCACGUGCAGCAAACUCCGACACCAUGGCUGCGAUCGUGGGCCGAUCCAAGGCGGUCAUGGCCGCCGCCAACGAUACGCGGGAAGCUGAUGCUCUCUACUUUGCCGGUAACUCGACGCACACGGAGCUCAAGAAGACGAAGAAAGCCAAGUCAUCGUCGUCUUCCUCCAGUCGCCUCGAGCAGCUUCGACGCGAGCGCGCCGUGCGCGAGUCCGUCGGGCAGCGCCGACUCGAGACGCUCCUCCGGCGCUAA
This is a messenger RNA of Saprolegnia parasitica CBS 223.65, 549 nucleotides long. RefSeq lists its product as hypothetical. The coding region runs from base 1 to 549 and encodes 182 amino acids. The record is from RefSeq and is a predicted model, not a curated record. The transcript is spliced from 4 exons. Lineage: Eukaryota; Oomycota; Saprolegniomycetes; Saprolegniales; Saprolegniaceae.